This is a messenger RNA of Linum trigynum, 1272 nucleotides long. The record is from the annotation of a GenBank genome assembly. Lineage: Eukaryota; Viridiplantae; Streptophyta; Magnoliopsida; Malpighiales; Linaceae.
AUGUCUGAUACGGCUGAAAUGGUGGAUGAGUUCAAGCCCGAGUUCGAGAAGGAGCCAUCUUGCUCGAAGUCGGUGAAUGAGACGGUGAAUGGGUCGCACCAGUUCACCAUAAAGGGGUAUUCUUUGGCGAAAGGUAUGGGGUCCGGAAAGUGCAUUUCCAGUGAUAUUUUCACGGUGGGUGGCUAUGAUUGGGCGAUUUACUUUUACCCGGAUGGCAAAAACCCUGAGGAUAGCUCCAUGUACGUUUCGGUGUUCAUUGCCUUGGCCAGUGAUGGUACAGAUGUUAGGGCGUUGUUUGAGUUGACGUUGUUAGAUCAGAGUGGGAAAGGGAAGCAUAAGGUGCAUAGCCACUUUGAUCGUGCGCUGGAGAGCGGGCCAUAUACUUUGAAGUACAAGGGGAGCAUGUGGGGUUAUAAGCGUUUCUUCAGGAGAACAAGUCUAGAAACUUCAGAUUAUAUAAAGAAUGAUUGCCUCAUCAUGAACUGCACCGUUGGCGUUGUAAGAACUCGUCUUGAAGGACCCAAGCAGUAUUCUGUUAAUGUUCCCCACUCCAGCAUGGGUCAGGGCCUUAAGGAAAUCCUGGAAGCUGAAGUUGGUUGUGACAUUGUGUUCCGUGUUGGUGAUGAAUCAUUUAGAGCUCAUAAGUUGAUCCUUGCUGCACGAUCACCAGUUUUUAGAGCUCAGUUCUUUGGACUAGUAGGGGAUCGUAACUUGGAUGAGGUUACAGUGAAUGAUAUUGAUCCCACGAUCUUCAAGGCAAUGCUCCUGUUCAUUUACACAGACAAACUUCCUGAAGUGCAUGAUGUUAUGGACUCUUCUUCAUCCACGGGCACAUCUACCAACAUGAUACAGCACUUGUUAGCUGCUGCCGACCUGUACAACUUAGAUCGUUUGAAAGUCCUAUGUGAAUCAAAGCUAUGCGAGGAGCUCACGGCUGUAUCAGUGGCCACAACACUGGCAUUGGCCGAGCAGCAUCAGUGUGCGCAACUCAAAGCUGUCUGUUUGAAAUUCGCGGCCAAUCCAGCAAACUUGGGAGUGGUGACGCAAUCAGAAGGUUUCAGACAUUUGGAGCAGAGUUGCCCGGCAUUAGUGUGUGAAUUGUUGAAGACACUUGCCUCAGCUGAUGAGGACUCAAGCAUGCUUCCUAGCAGGAAGAGAGGAGGGAGCAGCAUAUUCGGCUUAGAUAUUGCAGCAGCGGGGGAAGCAGCAGAUGAUGGGGGUAUGGCAGAAUCUAGUAAUCCGAACAUGAGGCGUGUGAGGAGACGGUACUAG